GACAUCAGUUCAGUUUGGAGUUGGAGACAGUCCGUGUCCGCGGGGGGAGUUUGUUGGUGGCUUACUGAGUAGCAGUGAUGUGCCAAACCUAAACGAUAGAAAGUUCUCCACACAAAGAGACAAGAACUUAUUUAUUGAUUUUUUUUUUUAAACAAAAGCUUUUUUCUUUUGUUCAGGGUUAAUUUUGCACCAACACCAGAAGUUUAUUCCCGGAUCUGAAAUCAGUUGGAGAUGGCAGAGGGAGACUUUUACACGAUGGGAAACCGACAGAGGUUUCCCAGAGAUCCGUUUGGAGAAUCGCCAUUCAGAGAUCAGUCUCCAUUCAGGGAUCAGUUAGCGUCCCGGUUCAUGGAAGAUGAUUUUGGGAUACCACCUUUCCCCGACGAUCUGUCGAUGGACUGGCCAGGCUGGGCUCGGCCGGGUCGGCUAAGCACGCGUCUCAGCUCCUCGCCCUUUAGCAGCAGUUUACGCACAAGUUUCCCCCCGCGUCAGUCCACGGGAGGCCCCACGUUGUACACCAGUAGGUACGGCGAGCCCUCCUCCCGGAGCUCACCCGUCACUACCGGUGGGGAGCCCUGGAAAGUCUGCGUGAACGUCCACAGCUUCAAACCGGAGGAGCUGCACGUAAAGACGAGAGACGGAUUUGUAGAAGUGUCAGGAAAGCAUGAAGAGAAACAGGAAGAAGGAGGAAUUGUGACAAAGAAUUUCACAAAGAAAAUACAGAUCCCUACAGAUGUGGACCCUCUGACGGUCUUCGCCUCUCUGUCCCCUGAGGGCGUCCUCAUCAUCGAAGCUCGGCAGACGCCUCCAUAUUACCUCUUCAGCAACGAGGGCUCCCAAGGUGGUGAAAUGCAGGAGGUGGAAGCCCCCAGGCCCCAGGAGGCUCCUCUGGCCUGAACACGUCAUUCUGCACAAUCAGUUACGAGUUUGAUGUGAAAUGUGUUGCCAUAGCUUCAUGUUGUUUGGCACCUGGAGGUGUUCGAUGUCCAUCAAAACAGAUUUAUACUUCUGAUUUUUCUUAAAGUUCUCUUAAUGAAAUUGGAAUUCACUCCUCUCUAGCAGUAACAGUUAUUAUCAUCAGUUCGUAGUUCUGCCCGUGUCAGGGAGUUUUUAAUAAAAAUACAAAGAUCAUAGGAGGCCGUGGGUGGUUACUUUAUGAUUUAAUUUCUGUCUGGCUCAGUUUUAUUUGUAACUCUUCAUAUUCAGAGUCAAAGAUUUUUUUUUUUUUUGAUUGUAUAAAGUGAAUUUAUUAAGUGUAGCAGUCUUUCCAACAUAUAUUUUAUUCAAAAAUAAUCUUUCCGAGUGCCUUUGCUUCCUUCGGGUCCUGCAGGUGUUUUUUAUUUAACAUAAUGUCAAAACAAAGGUAAUAUUAUGACAUGUCUGUGUAUCCCAAGGGUGAAUUUUGUGCAUUAAUGCAUUUAAUAUAUAAUAAUCUUCCACAGUGUAUUGUAAAUAUAAUAGUGCCAAUUUAUUAUAAAUCUUAAUCUGAAAUGUUCCACAUUUUGCGGUGUGGCUCGACGUUGUCUUUUCUAUUUGAGCUUUAAGGAAGACAGCUGCACGACUGUUGGAGAGGACAGACUGCCGUGUUUGCCAAAGACGUUUGUUUCCUGAUGUCUUUGUAUUGACUGAUGCAAUAAACAUGUCCAGCCAAUCGCCCAGUGUGUCUUAAC
This is a messenger RNA of Archocentrus centrarchus (flier cichlid), 1670 nucleotides long. It is a transcript of the gene hspb8, whose product is annotated as heat shock protein b8. Gene Ontology annotation, biological process: cellular response to unfolded protein. The coding region runs from base 232 to 897 and encodes 221 amino acids. The transcript has 3 exons. The record is from RefSeq and is a predicted model, not a curated record. Gene Ontology annotation, molecular function: protein homodimerization activity. Gene Ontology annotation, cellular component: protein folding chaperone complex; nucleus; cytoplasm. Lineage: Eukaryota; Metazoa; Chordata; Actinopteri; Cichliformes; Cichlidae.